Molecule: messenger RNA, 9986 nt
Organism: Bombus pyrosoma
Lineage: Eukaryota; Metazoa; Arthropoda; Insecta; Hymenoptera; Apidae
Gene: kcc
Product: solute carrier family 12 member 4
Exons: 17
Coding region: 1628-4981 (1117 amino acids)
Biological process (GO): chemical synaptic transmission; chloride transmembrane transport; cell volume homeostasis
Cellular component (GO): membrane
Molecular function (GO): potassium:chloride symporter activity
Source: RefSeq, a predicted model, not a curated record
GCCAAUAAUACAUCGCAAUACGCGCCGCAUCAACAACCAUCGUUGGACUAUGAUCCGCCACUGAAUGGAGCUCAAUUGGAGCAUCAACAUCUUGUCCCUAAGUCUGCCAGCGAAUGUAUUACCAAACAACGAAUUGGCGGAAACUUUAUUAGCGACGAAGAGUGGAAACGGACGAAACGUAACAAAUUCGUUUGACAAAGAAAGCGAAAGGAAGAAAUAGCAGCGGAAAGAAAAUCUGCUGGAAAUAGGCGGAACGUAAACGAAGCUAUCUAAAGUAAAGCAUUGAAGACACGUAGAAAACAGACUCGAACCGAGAGGACGAGAAGUAAUAAGCACACCGGUGGCAACAACGAUAAGCAGCAUGAAGCAAGUUCGCCGUGACAAAAUGAGAAACUACAGCGUGGUUGGUGAAGAAGCAGAAGCAUAGAAAGGUAACGAGGCCCGUGGUGGUGGAGAAAAUCGUAGAAGAAAAGCGGCGCGUUGGAAGGAAAGCGGCGCCGCGCCGGUGUAAACUCUCGACGGGAGUAUAAACCGGGAGCGCGCGAAGCUCGGACGAAGAUAGCCAAACGUUCGUUUAACGGGGUCGAUAGAGACGAUGGAAACCAGUUCGAAUGUCGAAGGAAGGAAGGGUAGAGACCGCGAAACCCGAAGAGAGACGGAGCGAGUGGCGCACGGUAAAGCCAUAGGGAGGGAACGAGAAAGAAAAGGAUAGAGGGAGAGAGGGAGUUCCUAACGUGGCGUUAGCGAGUGAAGCAGUGGGGUGGCCAGAGUGGGUGACGGGUUAGGUCGGGUGGGUGGCAGAGGUAGCUACCCAGUGGGUAGUAGUAGGUGCGCACCCUACGCGGAUACCAGGUGAGUGGGGCAGAGAGAGCAACCAACCCCCGGGACAAAACGCGAAAAACCACUUGUGCGUCUCCAUCCUGACGAUCGGUGGCGUCCUACGAUAUCGCUCCACUCCUCCCGUUUAUCUAUCGUCCUUCGGUCGUUUGGUUGCUCGCGGUUCGGUCAGUCGGUUGGAGGUUGUCGUUUCGACGUCCACCACUGUCACUCGGGUCUAGCGUUCAAAGGCGAUCCUUCGCCCGCGUCCAGUUGGAAUUCGAUCGCGAACCGCGGUAGUGCGACUAACUCGAGGGUUUGGUUCGUCCGCACGAGCAGUAUCCGUCCUCUGAAUUCGGAUCGAGCAGUGGGAAGAUCGGCGAACGAAAUCGUGGAACUCGAUUCACGGCGUCUCGAGGGGUGAAACUGUCGAUAUACGGGAGAGAGGAGACCCAGGCAGCGUGCGAUGCGAGGAGCAGCCUUCAUCGAUCCAGCUUGAACCGGGGAUAAUACCGUCGAGCCUCCACCAACGAUCGCGUGAUCAGUCAACAAAGAAAAGCCAUUGAUCUCUACGGACAAAGUGACAAACAGUCGAUCGUGGAGAAGCCAUCGUGAAAGAAGGAGCGGAGAGGAUCGGCGAGUUAUCGCGUGGACACGGUGUUACAGCAUCGAGCGCGAGAAUAGCAACUGUCGUGGCGAUAAAUCGGCACAAGUGCGGGGUUGGAUGUUAUCGAGGUUGGUGUCGCGCGGGUGAAAAGCGAGGAACCGGUGAACGGAAGAGGACUCGAUAAGCGAAUCGGAGUAGGGGACUAUGAGCAACUCCGGAGCUAUUCCUCUGAUCUUGGUGAAGAAGGAGCAGCUCGUCGAAGGUGAUGGCGGCGGCACCGGCGGAGAUGGCGACUCCAUGGUGGGCGGCGGUAAUUCCGAGAAGAAGACGGAAUACGAGACGAAUCUCUUCCUCUAUAGCGAAGAGAUGGAAGUCCGCCCUCGAAUCUCUACGCUGCUCACCCGCCUGUCGGAUUACAGCAACACGAUUCCAGCUGCAACCGAUCCGGAUGCCAAACCUUCGCCUGUUCAAAGUGGAGCACGAAUGGGUACCUUGAUCGGUGUCUUUCUGCCCUGCAUCCAAAAUAUCUUCGGUGUUAUUCUCUUCAUUCGUUUGACUUGGGUCGUUGGGACGGCUGGCGCCAUUCAAGGUUUUUUCAUCGUACUAUGUUGUUGCUGUGUGACAAUGCUGACGGCCAUCAGUAUGAGUGCCAUCGCAACCAAUGGUGUGGUACCAGCCGGAGGCUCCUACUUCAUGAUAUCCAGAAGUUUAGGGCCAGAAUUUGGUGGUGCUGUGGGAAUGCUCUUCUACACGGGUACCACCUUGGCUGCUGCCAUGUACAUUAUCGGCGCUGUUGAAAUUGUCUUGACUUACAUGGCGCCGUCGCUCAGUAUAUUCGGUGACUUCACUAAAGACCCAAGCAUCAUGUAUAACAACUUUCGAGUAUACGGGACGUGUCUACUUAUGGUAAUGGGCACCAUCGUGUUCAUCGGCGUCAAGUUCGUCAACAAGUUCGCCACAGUCGCCCUAGCCUGCGUUAUCCUCUCCAUCGUGGCCGUCUAUGUCGGCUUAUUCUACAACAUCUACGGCAACGAGUCCCUCAAGAUGUGUAUUCUUGGCAAGAGGUUGUUAAAGGAUAUCAAUGUACUGACCGACUGCAAUAAAAACGUCAGCGGAGUUCUUCAUCAAAUUUACUGUGGAAACAGCACUACCAAGUGUGAUCCUUACUAUGUGGAAAAUAAUGUGACUAUCGUGAAUGGGAUUCGCGGACUGGCCAGUGGUGUAUUCUUAGAGAACAUAUGGAACAGUUUCCAAGACGAAGGCCAACUAAUCGCCUAUGGAAAAGAUCCCAAGGACAUGGACCAAAUGGCUACGUCUUCGUACAACCAGAUCCAGGUCGAUCUCACCACUACCUUUACCAUUCUCAUCGGUAUUUUCUUCCCUUCGGUCACAGGAAUCAUGGCUGGCUCCAACAGAUCGGGUGACCUCGCAGACGCUCAGAAAUCUAUUCCCAUCGGCACUAUUUGCGCCAUUUUGACAACCUCGACAGUGUACCUGUCCAGUGUCUUGCUCUUCGCCGGUACAGUGGAUAAUCUUCUACUUCGAGACAAGUUUGGUCAAAGUAUCGGUGGCAAACUGGUGGUAGCGAACAUGGCCUGGCCCAAUCAGUGGGUAAUCUUGAUCGGCUCCUUCUUAUCCACCCUCGGUGCUGGUCUCCAAUCUUUAACAGGUGCUCCGCGAUUGCUUCAAGCCAUCGCCAAGGACAGUAUCAUUCCUUUCUUGACUCCCUUCGCCACCAGCUCGAGUCGCGGCGAACCUACGAGAGCUCUGCUAUUGACGGUCAUCAUCUGUCAGUGUGGCAUUCUCCUUGGCAAUGUCGACUACUUGGCUCCCUUGCUAUCCAUGUUCUUCCUAAUGUGUUACGGCUUCGUGAAUCUGGCCUGCGCCCUACAGACUCUUCUCAGAACACCGAACUGGAGACCAAGAUUUAAAUACUACCACUGGAGUCUUUCAUUCCUCGGUCUGUCCCUCUGUAUCGCCAUCAUGUUCAUGACCAGCUGGUAUUAUGCUCUAUUGGCCAUGGGAAUGGCUGGGUGCAUUUACAAAUACAUCGAAUACUGUGGCGCUGAAAAGGAAUGGGGUGACGGGAUCCGUGGUCUGGCUCUAUCCGCCGCUCGUUAUUCUCUUUUAAGAUUAGAAGAAGGACCACCUCACACGAAGAACUGGCGGCCACAGAUUCUCAUCUUGGCCAAACUGACGGACGAUCUGGUGCCCAAGUAUCGCAAGUUAUUCGCGUUUGCCAGUCAGCUGAAGGCUGGUAAAGGUCUCACGAUCUGCGUCAGCUGCAUUGGCGGAGAUUACAUUCAAAACACUGGCAGGAUUUUGGCUGCAAAGGUGAAUCUGCGCAAAACGAUGGGAGAGGAGAAGGUGAAAGGAUUCGUAGACGUAUUGGUUGUCAGGGACGUCGUCGAUGGACUUAGUUCUUUGAUCCAAACGACUGGAUUGGGUGGAAUGAAGCCUAAUACCGUGAUUCUUGGCUGGCCCUAUCGCUGGAAGCAGUCGCAGGAGGAAAGGAAUUGGAGGGGAUUCUUGCAGACCGUCAGGGCAGUCGCGGCAGCCAGGAUGGCUCUUUUGGUGCCUAAAGGAAUUAACUUCUUCCCUGACUCGACGGAGAAAGUGGUGGGAAAUAUCGAUGUCUGGUGGAUCGUUCACGAUGGUGGUCUUUUGAUGUUGUUACCAUUCCUGCUGAAGCAACAUCGCACAUGGAAGAAUUGCAAAAUGAGGAUUUUCACCGUAGCACAAAUGGAGGAUAAUUCUAUCCAGAUGAAGAAAGACUUGAAGAAGUUCCUAUACGACUUGAGGAUCGAAGCUGAGGUGGAGAUCGUUGAAAUGAUGGAUUCCGACAUAUCCGCGUACACGUAUGAGCGAACCUUGAUGAUGGAGCAGAGGAACCAGAUGCUGCGGGAGUUGCGGCUGAACAAGAAGGAGUCCCUAGGAGUGGUGCAGACAUUGGUGGACUUCAACGAGGUACCCGCUGAAGAAAAUUUACCUCUGGUACAGGCGAUCGUGGACCAUCACCACAAUGUUGACGUGAAGAUUGCCACCAAGGUGAGAUUCCAGGAGCCUGGAAGCCAAAAUCCAAACGCGGUGGACGAGGCGCAGGAGAAACUGGUGGAAGAGACGGAGGCGAGUAAAGAGGGAGAGCCAGGAGAAGUUAACGAAGCCGGAGAUGAAGCCAAGGAGGUUAACGAAGAGGAAGCGAAAUUAAUUGGUGGAUCGCCGAAACAGGAGAACAAGGAUAACACGGAAAAUACGGAGAAAGAAGCGAAAGAAAACGAGGAGAAGAAAACUGAUAGCCCGGAGUCUAAGAAACCUGCAAUUACACCGGACGAGGGCAACGUAAGACGUAUGCACACUUCCAUCAAACUGAACGAGGUGAUCGUAAAGAAGAGCAAAAACGCUCAGUUAGUCAUCCUGAAUCUUCCUGGACCACCAAGGGACACCUCAGUGGAACGUGAAUCAAACUACAUGGAAUUCCUAGAGGUUCUUACCGAAGGCCUGGAGAGGGUGCUGAUGGUGCGUGGUGGCGGACGAGAGGUGAUCACCAUCUACUCGUGAACUAGACCGGCUGCAAUCGAAGUAAUCGCCUCGCGACAGCGGAAAUCUAGUUUACUUCUGAAAGACCUAAACGACUUCACCCUACGGAACACGUUGCUCUUGUGCCAUUGUCUGAGCAGUUACUUGCGUUGCGCGUUGUGAACACACAUUCGUACACACACACACACACACAGUAAUAACCCGGCUAAUCGGAUGAAAAGUACUGGAUACAGAUCAACGACGCUGUUUCCGCGGAUACUAAACCGGACACCAACGUACCCGCUUCGAGAACGUUAGUCAUUAUACGGUAAAGAAAAGAAAAGAAACUGACCCUCGACGAGAAGGCCAAAAGUGACAUGCCAAAGGAUAAGAUAAUUUCCUUCGAAUGAAUUUCACGCGUAAACUAGGAAACGUAGGAUCUAUCUUAUUUUACACUCGUUCCUUUUCUCGAUGAGGCUAGAGACUUUAAAAUACAAAAAGUGGUUUUUAUCCGUGUCACACGUGUUACACGUGCGACCACACAACAGACAGUUAGCACAGAGGGCUGCACAUAGAGCAUACUUCGACCUUGUCAUUAUACAAUCGGAUUCUCAAAACAGUGUUUCAGAGAGGAAAGAUAGAAAAACAAAGCGGAGCGUAUUUUUACGUCGCUAAGACAACGUUUCGAUCUUUAAUCGACGGAAACCAAGGAAAUCGAAAGGGAAAUACGGAAGGUCGAAUCAAAGAAGAGACCGAUACGUCUCGAGAAUAAAGAAACAAAAGUAUAAUUCACUACGAUACGACUCCGACGAUUAUAUUCCCAUUUGAAACUGAAAUCAAAAUUUUUGGUCCGAGGCUAAGAUCGAAGCAUCUACGAAAACCACUGCCAGAAUACUUUCUAAAUGCUUCGCGUUUAACCAAAGACGCGAGAGGCUCAUUUUUCUACACGCAUUGUCGUUAUAGAGAGUAUAAUAGGUAUGUAUAAUUCUACUGCUUAUAGAUGAAUUUAGGGUAGCCUAGGAUAGCGCGGUGAAGUACGCUGACGAGCAGUGGCGCCUGCGUUUGCGCGAAUAUCCGCGCGCAUUUUGCGCCUACGUGGCGAAAGUUAGGACGAACGUUGCCAGCGUUGAACGAUUUUAUGCGGACGCAGAACUGAAAAUGUAUCUGUGACACAGGGAAUGUGGCAAGUCCAUAUCUUAAUUCAUGAAAUAAAUAUUAUUGAAAUUAACCACACUAUUGCCAAAGUAGUAGAAAUCUUUUGACGUAUAAAGAAAAGUACGUCACUGCCAGAGAAAAAAAAGAAUAUUCUCCAAACUGUUAUUUAAGAUUGUGUACAAGGAUCAAUGGUAACGAGAUCGAUGCAGAAAAAGAAGUUCGGACUUUCGGUGUGUUAGAAACAAAGUAUAUUGCUAAGGUAUUCUUGAAAUUACUAAUUUAUAUCACUUAACAUCGAUACGACGUCAGGAUUCUAAUAGCAAUACGAGUUCACAGUUUACUUAAAAUUACGAAUCCGUAUUACCACAUCGCUAUGAAACAUAGAUCUACUUACGAUUAAAAAAUUCUAACGCUGAAUGUCCUAAGGAAAGUAUAUAUAUACUUAUAUAUAUAUACAUUAUAUAUAUCUAUAUAUAAUAUAUAUAUAUAUCGCGAAAUCUUUUUCGAGUUACUAAUUCGCAUUCUUCGUAUCGAUAUUAACACGAGGAAUUAGCAAUAGUAGAACUAUCCAUAGAGUUGAAGUUUCUUAAUGUACUACAAAAAAAAAAAAUAUAUAUAUAUAUAUACCGCGAAAGUCUUAAAACAUACUAAUCUAUCAUAGAUGAUCGAUGUAACAUCAGUGAUUGAUCGAUAGCACUAGAAUCCAAACUUUAAAUGAUAAAACGGAUCUAUUAAAUGCAUCGGUAAACCUAAAACGUUAGCAAUAAAUUGCUAGCACAAGUACGCACAGAGUAUCAAUGUGAAGAAGAAAAUCUCUCUUUUCAUUCAUCGUUUUAUAUAUAGUACAUAUAUAUACAUAUAUAUGGAUGUAUAUAUAUAUAUGUAUAUAUAUGUAUAUAUUUCACUAUACUAAAUCUGAAAACUGUUCGGCGAUUCGACAUUGCGUCCCCAUAAAAGUUCAAACCGUAGCGUUUACUUCCAACUAGCGCCGCGAACGACAAACGGAGGAAACACGGCGAGUAUUCACGCAUCUCCUACCUACAGGACUGAAAUUCGUUCUUUCCAUUGUACUUCUCGACCUCUUGCGCGUUGAAAUCUUCGUCUAGGUUCACGUUUACACUGUCCAAGGCCUACCGGUUCGAUUCACGGCUCUAGUACGUCUAUGUAAGUAAGUAAAGGGAGUGCAUUCGUGCGUACGCGUCUUACGCGUGUAACCAUCACGGUGAUAACCUUAAAAAGAAGAACGCGUUCACGGUAUCGCCUGCAUAGAGUCACAGAAUGAACGAACGGUGAAUGCCAAAAAUAAAUGAGUCACAUUUUUCGCGAGCAUCUUUAACCGACUUUCAUCAAAGGAUAGCGUGUAGCGUUGUAAUCUAUCGCAUUUAAGUGUCGUGUGCAUGUCACAUUUCAUACGCGGCGCGAAAUUCUGCCGUAUCUCAUUUUUAGAUAGGCACUAUCUAUGUAUAUGUAUAUAUAUACAUAUAUAUAUAUAUAUACACAUGAAUAUAAAUAUACUUAUAUGUACAUGACGUAUAGUUUAUCUACAAAAUAAAAGAAAGAAAAAGUUGACGAACAAAAAUCUUUUAAAAAAGAGUGAAGUAAUCAUGUUAGAGUGUGCAACUUUUACUAUGCUCGUCAAUACACACUAUGUCUACUUAAUUGAAAGCCGCAGACGAAUCGCGGUUCCGGAUGAUGUUUAUCGAAACAAGAGAGUCGAGCACUUGACGAACCUUCAUAAUCACUUACAGUCGGCUAGGACACAAUGCAUGGAAGUUAUACGGUUCUUUUCUUCGUUCGUUACGUUUGACGCUGUACAAGUAUUUUAAAGAAUGAAUUGACGAUUUUCGUAUUCAUGUAAUCGAAUAAUGAGGAAUAUGAUAGCGUCCUACGAGUUUUUAUUUCAUUAAUGUGAACGACAUACGUAAUCUCACUGGUUGAAUGUUGCAGCCUACUGCAUCGAUCUGAUAAUCCAUAAAAUCGUAUUCACCAGCGAAUGAAUUUAUUGUUAGAAUGGGACCGAAAUGACCGAGAUUUUUUUUAUUGUCCAUUCUUAAGCCUGAACUAGUUUUCGAAACAUUUUGUGUACAGACUCAAAUAUAAAUUCGUCGAAAGAAACAUAAAGAUUAAAAAAAAAAAAAUGGAACAAACGAAAUUACCAGGCCUAUAUCUAAUGUGUAAAAGAUUUAGAGAACCGAAUUAGAUACGUUAAUUGUACGAGAGCGUCACGUAUAAAAAUGAAAUACGUUUCUUUAUCUACCUCAUCGUCAACAUACGUUAAAUCAAGCGAGACAGAAAAGAAGAAGCAGUUCCAAGAACCAAUAGGACUGUUUCCAAUUGCAAUGAAGAAAAGAAAGAAAAAGUGGAUAGUCCAUAGCCGAUGGACGAGAAAAGACGGCGAAGGUUCGUGAAACGCUCCCUCUGUCUCUAUGUAUCGUCCACGAUGUUGCGACAUGUACUUUCUAAUUUUAAUACGUUACUCACUUGUCGAUUACCAUAUAUUUUAUGUGUACUUGCCUAUCUGAUAGGCAUCGGCACUGCAUAGUUUAUACGAGACGUGUUGACUAUGAGAAAAGUUUAUCGCGAGAGUAGAGAAUGGAAGUCAAAGAAAGAUAAUAAAAGUGAAAGAGAAGGAGAAUUAUAAGAAAGAAAAAGGGAGAUAAACGGUAAACGUGUUGUACAUAAAUAGGGGUAGACUUAAGGAAAAAGAGAAAGCGAAAAGUGAAAAAGUGAUUGGUAUGGAUCUAAGAGACAUGGUUCAAAUAGAAAUAGAAAGAAAACAAGAGAGAAGAGAAACAUCUUUUUCAUAGAUCAAACAGUAUUGCAGUGUAUUCUGCUGUCGCUUUAAUAUUUUACUAUGUUGUAUUUACUGGAAAAUGCACAAUUGACCAUAUGGACACGGACAUACAUAUGUACACGUUACGUAAGCAUAAGAAGAGAAAGAAAAUAUUAAGGAAGGAAGAAUAUAUAUAUUAUAUAUAUGGAAAAGAAGUAUAUGGAUAUAUAUAUAAACCUGCGAGCUUGGCAUUUGUCGGAGAUUUAUCGUGUGUCGUUGUAGCGAUGCGGUUCGUUGUGAACGGGCCCCGCGUCUGGUUUAAAUCACCUCUAGGCUGUGAGAUGCGAGCUAAGCAGCAGAGAAACUUGCUCGAGACCUCAAUCAUAUGUGUCAAAUCAAGCGUCAGAUACUAUAUACAUACGUAUAUACUUUUAAAUCUUAAUAUCUCGUUUAAAAAAAGAGGAAAAAAGAAAAAAAAUACACCGAAUCUAGCCCUCUUAAAAAAAUAAAAGAAACCAAAAUCUACUCUCGCUCGUGGCGACAUCACUUAGUUUUUUCUCCUCACAUACACAACAUACACAACAUACACACACAUGCGUAUACACAUACAUACACAAAUUUAGAGUUCGAGUUACAAGAAGCGAAAAAAACAAACAUUAAGGAAAAGAGAAAAAAAAUGUAUACAAGCGUAAGAGAGGAACUGCGUGCUUCCGGUACACGAAGCGGAAGUUACACGUUAGCCGUUGAAGAGCAAAUGACAAAGGAAAGAGAAAAUAUGGAAGAGGGAAAGAGAGUGCGAGAUGGUGCAUUAUAAAAUGAAUAUAUGUAUAUAUAGAUAUGCACAUAUACAGAUUCUAUACAUAUGUGUAUAUAUGUAUAUAUGUAUAUAGGAAAGAAAUAUAAGAUAUAUUUGUAGAUACGAACACUUUAGCCAUCUGAUUAGCAUAUGUAAUAGAGUCAAUACUGUGAAAAAAAAUACCUAUAACUUUACCCCCUAUACCCUUUUAGAUUAUAGACGACGAUGAGUACUUGUAAUUAACUUAUGGAAGAUGAAAUAUAAUGAAUGAAGAAACUAUAUCUGCGAUCAGAUCGAUUCAAUAAAUAAACGACAUACACCUA